AUGCUAUAUGGACUCUUUUUUAUUGCUUUCCUCCUGCUCAUUUAUACAAACUAGGACUAGAUAACGAAUUCAUUUUAUGCUUUAUACGAAACUGAGUCAUAUAGCAGAGGAGGAAGAUAUGUUAGAAAGACACCCAGAGUGAUGGAAUUUUAAUAAACGAGAUUUAAAGUAAGCAAGAUGGCAACAGACGUUCAAGUAGGAGUCAUUAAAAAUGUAGAUGCUAAAUUCAAUCCUGAGUCUCUUUUCUACGCUACUAUUUUUAUUGGUUCUGAAAGUGAGAGUAUGAAAAUGCUGCUUGACACGACUUCUUCUGUAAUUUUUCAAUAAAGUUAAACUUUGCUUUAGUGGCUGAUAGUUGCUGGGCAAGGCUGCGAGAACUGGACACUUUCAUAAGACUAGCUUUCAUUGUCAAAGUCCACUCAGGCUUUUAGACUUAAUCAGUUCAAAUUUAUCACAUAUAAAUUUCAAAGUGGCUAUAAAGGACUUGACGGUAUAAUCGGAUUAUCAAGAGAGUAUGUUUCAAUUUCAAGAAGUUCAGGUCCUCUUUUUGUUAAACAUCUGAAAAAUGAGGGAAAGAUUUAUGAAUCAAUAUAUGCUCUAUCAAUGGCAGACGACAUGAAUUACAGUUACAUUGAUAUUGGUACAUAUCAACUCGAGGAUUCUACAAUGCAUGUGAUCUGGUUUUAGAAUUAAAGUUAUUCAUUAUACUGGUAAUGCCACCUUAAUGCUUAUAUGGUGGGAAGGCAAAUGUACCGAAAUGUCCUAAAUGCUGUGCUUUACAACAAAACAUACUACCUUAUUGAUAAAUAUGUUAUUGCAACUUGCAACAUUUCGGAGUAUCAAAGCAUCUAUCUCAGACUGGACAAUCAUUGGUUUGAGAUAAAACCUGAAUCAUAUGUGCUUAAUUAAACAGUUGAUGGGCAGUUGGAUUUGAAAGAAUUAUGCACACUAGGUAUAAUCCCAUCUACUGACUAAACCAUUAUUCUUGGAAAUGUAUUCAUUAGGAACUAUUACACAAUAUUUGAUUUAGAAAAUGAUUAGUUAGGCUUAUAUAUGAAUACAUAUCUGAAAACUACCGAAUUAGCAUUCUAACUAGCCAUCUUUCUAUGA
Stylonychia lemnae is the source of this 1110-nucleotide messenger RNA. NCBI's taxonomy places the organism in Eukaryota, Ciliophora, Spirotrichea, Sporadotrichida, Oxytrichidae. The record is from the annotation of a GenBank genome assembly.